Cladocopium goreaui is the source of this 4206-nucleotide messenger RNA. The record is from the annotation of a GenBank genome assembly. Lineage: Eukaryota; Dinophyceae; Suessiales; Symbiodiniaceae.
AUGGAUCCUCUCACUCGCAGCCACUUGAUGCAGCGGGUUCAGCGAUAUUUCCUUGAGUUCCUGGAGUCCUUCAAGCGGGUGAAGGAAGAUGGAGAACGAGAGGAUGACCUCUACUACGUGGACCAAGCCAAGGCGAUGAUCAGGGAGAACAGGAAGACAAUGUAUGUGAAAAUGGGCCAUUUGGAGCAGGCUGACCGGGAUGCCGUCUCCUUCGAACCAGAAGACCUCAUUGCUGUGAUCCACAGCAAGUAUAUGGUUGUGCAAAAUGCACUAAAUGCUGCUGUGCCACAGCUCCUGUCAAAGUUGGAGGAUCCUGACUUGCAAGCAGAGGUUGAGAAGAUGGAUGAGCUGAAGUUCACCGUGGCCUUUUAUGACUUGGCGACCUACAGCGGCAUCCGCGAUCUUCGCACUGACAAGCUGGGCAGGCUUGUGACCAUCUGCGGCACGGUCACCCGCACCACUGACAUCAAGCCGGAGCUGCUGGUUGCAACCUGGAAGUGCAAUGAAUGCCAGCGUGAAAUCAGUGGAGUGGCGCAGGAGUUCAAGGUCACCACACCAGCCCGGUGCCCGACCAAAAACUGUGGCAACACGACCAAUUGGAAGCUCCUGGCAGAGAGUCGUUCAACUCGUUGGGGCGACUGGCAACGUGUGAGAUUGCAAGAAAAUGAGAAUGAAGUGCCGGCAGGUUCCAUGCCUCAAACCAUGGAUGUCAUUGUGAGAGAUGAGGGAACGGAGCGAUGCAAGGCUGGUGACAAGGUUCAGAUCACAGGAUCCCUCAUCGUGGUGCCAGACGUUCCGACCCUGAUGAGCCCUGGAGAACUCAAGGCCACCGUCAGAAGGUCCCUGAACACCCGCUCCGACCCAUCCUAUGCAGCAGGAGAAGGAGUUCGUGGUUUGAAGUCGGUGGGAAAUCGAGAUCUCACCUACAAGUUGGCUUUCUAUGGAACAUACAUUGAUGAGGACUCCGAUUGGGCAAGCCGUGGCAGUGACGAGAAGAGCGAGAACAUUCGUUCUGAAGAGAAGAUGUACUUGUCUCAAGUGGACAAGGAGCGUUUUGAACAGAUCUCCGAGCACGUCAGCAUGGGUGGCAAGCGUGAUUGCUUGGACCUCUUGGCCCGAGCCGUGGCUCCCAGCAUCAGCGGCUACCUGGAUGUCAAGAAGGGCAUCUUGUUGAUGCUGGUGGGUGGCGUCAAGAAGUCCACCAUGGAAGGCAUUCAGCUUCGAGGAGAUAUCAACGUGUGCUUGUUGGGUGAUCCCGCAACUGGCAAGAGCGAGAUCUUGCGAUGGGUGUCCAAAUUUCUUCCGCGUGCUGUCUUCACCUCCGGCAAGAGCUCCACCGCUGCGGGGCUGACGGCCUCGGUGGUCAAGGAUAACGACUUGGACCAGGAAAGGCUCAUUGAACCUGGCGCUUUGAUGCUGGCCGACAAUGGUGUGUGCUGCAUUGAUGAGUUUGAACUCAUGGAUGUCAAGGACAUGGUUGCUAUCCACGAAGCAAUGGAGCAGCAGACGAUUACUCUCUCAAAGGCUGGCAUUCAAGCUACCUUGAACGCACGUUGUUCCAUUUUGGCAUCCGUGUUGCCAAAGAACACCUACUAUCAGGCGACCUUGCCGCUGCAUAAGAACUGCGAUCUGAGCCCUCCGAUCAUGUCGCGAUUCGACUUGUUCUUCGUCAUGCAGGACAUCCGAGAUGAAACCCAGGACCUCACAGUUGCCAAGCAUAUUGUGGCGUCGCACCAGCGCAAGGAUGAGGAAGUAGCACCACCGCUGUCGCAGAUCGACUUGCAGAGGUACAUCCGCCUGGCGCGCACCUUCAAGCCCAAGAUCUCAGCCGAGGGGCAAGCGCUGUUGAUCAAAUGCUACAAGAAGCUGCGAGAGGACCGCACGUACGUCCGUGGUGCAGCCGGGGUCACGGUUCGGCAGCUGGAAAGUCUGGUCAGGCUUUCAGAAGCCAUCGCUCGAGUAUACCUCAGCAAGUACAUCAGGCCGGAGCACGUCAAGGAGGCGUUCGAGCUGCAGAUCUCCUCUCUCCGCCAAUCAGAGCGCGAAAGCAUUGACUUGGGGGAGGAAGACUUGGCGCCGAGCACUAAAAGACGUCGCGAGGACGAAGAGCAGGAAGAGGGCGAACAGGCCAAGCGAGUGAAGCGAGUUCGCAUCACCCUGCCAGAGUACAUGCGCAUGGGUCAGAUGCUGCUGAGACAUUUGGCUGAGCAAGACGCGGCUGGUCAAGUUGUGACAGAAGGUGAUCUCAUUACCUGGUACAUGGAGCAAGUUGAACCAGAGCUCGUGACCGAGGAACAGCUCUUCAGGCAGCAGCAUCUGGUGCAGCUGGUGGUGACACGAAUGAUCGACAAGGACCGCGUCAUCAUUGUGACCCAGCCGUCCAAGGACCCAUUGCAGCCCGAGGGCCGAGUCUUGACGAAGCAUCCGAAUGUGCCGGUGGAUAGCCUGGCUCAUUUGGUUCUGAUCUUCAUCUCCGGGGGAGCAGUGGCCACGGCCAAGGUCCGCGAGGCGCAGCGCUUGGUGCGGCUACAGCGGAGCUAUGAAGCCGAAGGGGUGGCCGGCGAUGCCAAGGCCCUCUUUGGACGCUUGGAGGAUCAGUCCGGAAUUGCCGAUGCCAACUAUUUCUUGCUGCAAGCUGCAUUACUAGAGGAGCGCAUCAAUGAUGGUGCCAAGAUAGCAGAAGAAGGGCUUGAGUUGGCUCGAAAGUCUGGAAACAAGUUAGAUGAAGUGAAGAUGUUGAGAGCUUCACUCUUGGUGAAAUUAGCCGAAGGCAAGCCCUUGGAUGCUUUGGAGAUCGCUGCCAAGGCCGAGGGAUUGCUGGUCACAUUGGAAAAGAAUCAUAAAGAGGCUGGAGAAGUGUUACUCCUAGUGGCUCAGGCGCACAUGUUGCAGGGGACCACCGUAGGUCAACAGGCGGCCCUGAAUGCUGCCCUGCAAGCAGUGGAUCACUUUGCCAAAGCUGAAGAGGGCCGUGGCGAAGCGGAUUCCUGGCGGGUGGUGGGCGAUGCUCGCGUGGCCCUGGGGAAGUUCGAGGAUGGCCUCAGGGCCACUGAGGCUGCCAUGGUGAUUUGUGUAGAUUGUGGGGAUGAGGUGGGCCAAGCCUUGUGUUUGUUGAGUUUAUCCAAAGCACAUCUGGUCCGUGGACUUCCACUCAAAGCCAAAAAAGCCUCGGAGAAAGCUUUGAAUCUCUUCCAUGAGCAGAGCAGCGACUUGCUGGCAGCAGCGGCAUUGGAGAUUCUGGUGCAGGCAUUGAUUGGUCAAGAGCAGCGAAAAGAAGCACUUCAACGUGCCAAGCAGGAACUGCUAUCCUUUCUGGGAUCUGGAGACAAGUGGGCCGUGCCACGCAUGAGAGGUUGUUUGGUAACAGCCCUUCGCAGCAUGGAUCGAAAGAAGGAGGCGCUGAGUGAAGCCGAGAGGGCCUUGGAGGCAGCUGAGGAACUCACCAGAGGCCAGGCAUCCCCCGUGCCUUCCACACUAGUGGUGGAAGCCAUGAAACACGUGGCUGUUUUGAACAUGCUGACAGGCAAAGUCGACAAGGCGAAGGAGCUGGCUGACAGGUUUCUGCCGAUGUGCAGACAGCUAGGAGAUCUUGAAGGGGAAACCCUGAUGAACGAGUUGAUCGGACGUGCAGUUCAAGAACGAGGCGUGUUUGAAGAGAAAGCCGCCAAAGAGUUGGAGGCUGAAGAGUUGAUCCUGCAACUGAAGGAUGCCAUGUUGGCCCGCGAUGGGCCCAGCUUCAAAUCUGUCUUGGAGAAGUGCUAUGAGAAUGAGAACGUCUUCACCGAGAAUGUGGAGGAGAUCAUUUCACCGGUGAUUGAAACCGACCCUGAAGGCCUCUAUGAAUUCUUUUUGAGGAAUCAACCUGAGAAGUGGAAGAUAAAUCCAGAGGAAGACCGGAAGUCGUUUGAUAAUUCAACCAGCUUUGACAGGCGUCUCAUGUAUUAUGCCUUUCGGCUGGGUGCCAUGGGCUAUGGUCCAGGCUUUCGACUUAUCAAAUCUGCGCACCGGUUGGGAAAGGAUUUGGCUUCUUCUCAAGGUGCCGGCACUUUGAACCUCAUGGACACUUGCCCAGACUGGGAGGAGAGAGUUUUCUGGCAUCCUGGAAUUCUGGAUUGUGUUCUCCAAGUUGGGGCUGUGAGAGGAAUGCCCGAUGAAUACAUGGAAAGCACCAAGAUCAAGGCCCCUGAGCCUCCAGAAGUUUCGUAA